This is a messenger RNA of Prosopis cineraria, 474 nucleotides long. RefSeq lists its product as uncharacterized. The transcript has a single exon. The record is from RefSeq and is a predicted model, not a curated record. Lineage: Eukaryota; Viridiplantae; Streptophyta; Magnoliopsida; Fabales; Fabaceae. Bases 1 to 474 code for a protein of 157 amino acids.
AUGAGAGUUCAAGAAUUUGCAAACUGGAUUAUCUCAAUUGGUGAUGGAAAAGUUGACGACAACCAUAAAGAAGCAGAAGAAAUUACAAUUCCAGAUGAGUUAUUGUUAAACCCUACUCAAGAUCCUCUUAGGUGUAUUGUUGAUUCCACUUAUCCAGAACUGCUACAGAAUAUACAUAGUGCAUGUUAUUUCCAGGAGCGUGCUAUCUUAGCUCUAACAUUAGCAGUUGUUGAUGAAGUCAAUGAAUAUGUUUUAUCCAUGCUCCCAGGUGAUGAAGUUUGCUACUUAAGCGCAGACACGGUUUCCAAACAAGAUGAAAUAGGAGGUGCUUUACAAGAUAUUCACUCGCCAGAAUUCUUGAAUUCAUUAACAAUGUCAGGACUACCUAACCAUGAAAUCAAGCUUAAAGUAGGGGCUCCUAUUAUGCUUAUGCGAAAUAUCAACAAAUCUAUUGGUCUUUGUAACGACACUUGA